Kockovaella imperatae is the source of this 2378-nucleotide messenger RNA. RefSeq names its product Serine/threonine-protein phosphatase 2B catalytic subunit A1. The coding region runs from base 183 to 2120 and encodes 645 amino acids. Gene Ontology annotation, cellular component: cytoplasm; calcineurin complex. The transcript has 16 exons. Gene Ontology annotation, molecular function: calmodulin-dependent protein phosphatase activity; calmodulin binding. The record is from RefSeq and is a predicted model, not a curated record. Gene Ontology annotation, biological process: fungal-type cell wall organization; calcineurin-mediated signaling. NCBI's taxonomy places the organism in Eukaryota, Fungi, Basidiomycota, Tremellomycetes, Tremellales, Cuniculitremaceae.
CCUGUCGAUUCGCAUCUAACGAUCCAUACAUUGAAUACUGGCAGGACAGAGAUAUCCCUUGUCGAGCGAGGAGCAGCAGAUAUCGUAUUCGUCUUUCCAAUCACAGCGAAACGGCCGUACCUCCCGGCUCCUUCCCUGGGGGCAGCUCGUCUCAGUCUCUUCUUCAUCACAUCACCGCCACCAUGACCUCCCCCACGACCCAUACAGCCAAUGCGAUUGCCGCGAUACACAACAAGCACAACAUUCAGAUCCCCGAGAUAGACUUCACGCAGCAUCAAUUGGAGAACGGAGAAGUGGUCAGCACGACGGAGCGAGUGGUCAAAGAUGUCCAAGCUCCGGCCAUGUAUGUUCCUACAGACGACCAAUUCUGGUCCAAGGAGGACAGAACAAAGCCAGACAUUGCGUUUCUCAAGAAUCACUUUUACCGUGAAGGUCGUCUGACAGAGGAGCAAGCUUUGUAUAUCUUAGAACAAGGAGGCAACCUCUUGAGAGCAGAAUCUAACGUGCUCGAAGUCGAUGCACCAAUCACCGUCUGUGGAGAUAUACAUGGGCAAUACUAUGAUUUAAUGAAACUGUUCGAAGUCGGUGGGAACCCAGCAGAGACGAGGUAUCUCUUCCUAGGGGAUUAUGUCGAUCGGGGAUACUUCUCCAUCGAGUGCGUUCUCUAUCUCUGGUCGCUAAAGAUGUGGUACCCGGACACCCUGUUCCUCCUGCGCGGUAACCAUGAAUGCCGACACUUGACGGACUACUUUACUUUCAAGCUGGAAUGCAAGCAUAAGUAUUCUGAGACGGUCUACAAUGCCUGCAUGGACUCCUUCUGCAACCUGCCUCUCGCUGCCAUCAUGAACAAGCAAUUCCUGUGCAUCCAUGGAGGUCUUUCACCUGAAUUACAUACCGUCGACGAUAUCCGAGCGAUCAACCGAUUCCGCGAGCCGCCUACUCAGGGAUUGAUGGCUGAUCUCCUCUGGGCCGAUCCACUGGAAGACUUUGGCUCGGAGAAGAAUGUGACGGACAAUUUUGUGCACAACCACGUCCGAGGUUGCAGCUAUUUCUUCACCUUUAAUGCCGCUUGUCAAUUCCUGGAGCGCAACAAUCUCUUAUCCAUCAUCCGAGCACAUGAGGCGCAAGAUGCUGGGUACCGUAUGUAUCGCAAGACCAAGACUACUGGAUUUCCCUCCGUCAUGACCAUUUUCUCUGCUCCAAACUAUCUCGACGUGUACUCCAACAAGGCCGCUGUACUCAAGUACGAGUCAAAUGUAAUGAACAUUCGGCAAUUCAACUGUACCCCUCAUCCUUACUGGUUGCCCAACUUUAUGGAUGUCUUCACUUGGUCUUUGCCCUUCGUGGGGGAGAAAAUCACCGACAUGCUGAUCGCCAUUCUCAAUUGCUGUACUAAGGAGGAGCUUGAGGAGGAGGAAGAGACCCCAAUGGCGAUCACGCCAGAGGAGCCAGAGAUCGUGGACGAGGAGGUAGAAGGAGACGAGUCGCCUGAACGCCGUGAGGUCAUUAAGAACAAGAUUUUGGCAGUCGGACGAAUGUCUCGAGUCUUCUCACUGCUACGAGAGGAGUCUGAGCGGGUCUCCGAGCUGAAAAGUAUCUCUGGGUCUGAGUCGAUUCCUUCUGGUAUGCUAGCGUCUGGUGCUGAGGGCAUCAAGGAUGCCAUUCAAGGCUUCGAUGAUGCCCGAAAGAGUGAUAUCGACAAUGAGCGAUUGCCUCCGGACAUCAUCGAUCCCGACGACAACAAUCCCGCGUCCCCCUCGCAGGGCUCUUUACCCAAUACACCGUCACCUGGUGUCAUGGAAUCUCCAGACCCCAUCGCUACACCUCCUACUGCCGGGUCAGGGUCUCCCGGUACACCGACUGGUGGACCACCAACCAAUGGCAUUCCCUGGCGCCGCGGACAUGCACGGCAGACGUCCCUCGGCACGACCAAGACGAGUCCUUCGAAUCGUCGACGGUCGCUGGAGAACACGAUGCACCUCAUCCGCGACGUUGUGGAUGGGAGAGACGCCGGAGGAGAUCAACAGCUGGAAAAGCUUGCCGAUGUCAUUGCGAGUCCGACCAGAGACCGACCAGGUCACAGUCCUAGCAAGAGUUCGCCGACCAAUGGUUUGGCCUAGACUCGGCCUCACGUCCCCCAUCGCAUGCUUCAUGUUUCCCGUUGCUGGACACGACACUUAAUGAACUUUGUAUGAUUUUCUUAACUCUCAUUUUUCACACUCCGACGCUCGACGACAUACGCCAGGUGACUUCUCGGUCUGUUCUCCUUCAUGUUUAGCUAGCUUAGACUGGUUCAUCACCUUCUUUUUUUUGCAUAUCAUGUGAGAUACCCUUGCCACUUUACUGUUCCGUAUGCAGAUAUACCGGAUGGAAUGCAC